Molecule: messenger RNA, 550 nt
Organism: Drosophila arizonae
Lineage: Eukaryota; Metazoa; Arthropoda; Insecta; Diptera; Drosophilidae
Source: RefSeq, a predicted model, not a curated record
ACACACACUUCGUUAAUGCACAACAACAACAAGUAAAUUGAAUCUCCCUAGUAAAAUUUCCUGAAUUACACACAGACACCCAUUUCGCUCACUCUCAAUUCGAAAUACACACACACACACACAUAAAUCAAAAGCAACAAAACUCAGAAAAUGUCGUCGUCGUUGAUUGCCCUCUCGAUUCUGGCUCUGGCUUUGAUGCUGCAUACUGCAUACGCCGCUGAAGCGGAAGCACAUCAUGUCAUACUCAAGCAUGAGGAAUAUCCCGGCAAGUGCGUUAUUCACUCAUCAAAUGGCAAGCUCGUGGUUAUCAACAGCGAUGAGACUAUCCGUUAUCCUGGCAAAUGCGCCGAGGUCUAUUGUGGCCGCAACAGUUGGGCCCUGAUCUAUACUUGCCCCAAGGAGUAUCCGCCCACGGACUGCGUAUUUGGUGAUUACGUUGAUAUAAAUGCUCCCUAUCCGGACUGCUGUCCACGCCAUAUUGACUGCAAUUCAAUCGAUUCUAAUUAUUAAGUCUUGUUUUCUAUUUUGGCUCAGUUUCAGAUUGUUUUGA